CAUCCAGAUAUCAAGAUCAGGUUAGUAGAAGUGGUUGGCUGAUGCGAGAUGGAGUAUACAGUCCAUACCAUCCUAGCCCAAGUCGAAGGGAAGGCCUUCUGGGGUGCUGUUGCCCUCAUCUUCAUAUCCUUCCAUCUCAGCAAUUUCCUUCUGUACCUACUGUUACUAUGGUGUGCUGGAGCUGGUCUACUGGUCGCAUACACCAUGUUGAGAGUCAUCCCUCGACUACCCAACCUCCUUCUUCACAAGCCCCACCCACCUCGCCAUAGCCCUAAAAGCUCCGCCCACUCAGAGAAACGCUCGCAGUGCCCAGUGUGUGAGGAUUCUUCCUGCACGAGGCACACGAGAGCAGCUGGGAGGGAGUACCUACACCCAUGGGACAACAUAUCAGUGCCCUCAAGUGUAGACUCAGCUCUCACAGAGCUCUUUGAGCUAGUUCUAAAAAGAUUUGUCUACUCUUGGCAUAGAGGGCUAGCUCAAUCUGCCGAAGGUUUCGAAGAUGAUCUUCGGUUAAAUAUACGAUUUGCAGUAGCGAGUCUAUUGAGGAGAGCUCAGAGAAUUGACAUUCCUCACAUCAUCUCACACAAGCUACUGCAAGCAGUGGCUUCUCAUAUUUAUAUUUGCAACCGAGUGAGAAGAAAAUUGCCUCUGGAUGCGUCAAUAGCCCAGAUUGAGGCAGCAGUGUUGCAGGAGUAUGGUAGUCACUUACACACAGCGAUGAGAGGUCCCACAGGGAACAGCAGGUACUUCAGGCAACUCACCAAAACCCUCAUUCCUCUUCUACUACCUGAACAAGUGCUACACUCAAGGAUGAUGUCCAGUUUUAUUCAGGAACUCUUCACAAUGAAGAUUUUUGUGCCAGCCAUGAACUUUGUCGCUAAACCAGACUUUCUGAACAAGCUCCUGUUGAUUGUGUUUAACAAGAACUCGCGACUUGAGCCCAUGUUUGGUCCAGAGACAAAGAGCGUUAUGUUCCUGGCACGGUUUGCCAAGAGGAGGGCAUUCACUCGUAAGCCCCGCCCACUUUCUAUUCCCCUGAAGAAGCUAUUAGAGGAACAAGACAAAUUGUACAUAUUCAUGAACUUUAUGAAGUCUAAGAGUGCCAUCCAUGUUCUGCAAGUCUAUCUCACUUUGGAUGAUCUCAAACUGAGGGUGAACAAUUGCACUGAGGGCACUGCUUGUAAUGUCCUCUCCCAGGUGGAGACUCUGUACAGGAACUACUUACACCCCUCCUCACACACUUAUUUACCAGUAGACAACGUCCUAACGCUAACCACAGUUCUGGAAGAUUCUGAGGCUACUCCUAUGGAGAAGUGUGUCCAACUCAAAGAGAAGGGUGUGUUUGCAUACAUUCGUGGACACAUCUACAAUGAGCUUCUCGUCAAGAUAUUCUAUCCACAGUUCUGUCACGACUAUAAGUUCUAUGAUAUCCACAUCUCCCAGCGUAAUGCUGGUGCCAGUAAGAGUGGGAGAACAGGUGACAAAUGGAGACAAAAGACGUCGCAAGUCUCAAUGAAGGUCAGGCUCAAACCACCCUCAAGUCCAGAGCCCAAUAGCGAGCAAGGAAGGGAAAGUCCCUCCGUUCCCGAGGCUACGCCCACUUCAAAUCUGUCCAUACCUGUCCGGAUCAAGGUGGUGGAUGCAGUCACUACUAGUCACGCAGAUGGACUGAGGCCGUACACUAUCUACUACAUACUGGCCUCCAGGAAGGAUGGGGACUCUAGCAAGAACUAUUUGGUCAAGCGUCGUUUCAAGGAGUUUAUUUGCCUGGAUGCUAAGCUGCGACACUUCCAUGGGUCCAUCCCUCCCAAUCUGCCAUCAAAGAGGACCUUCAGAAACCUCGACAAGGCAUUCGUAGAUACGAGGAUAAAAGAACUGGAGCAGUACCUUCAAGAGUUGAUUGAGACUCCUGGAGUGAGGGAGGGUCAGGUGCUGGCUAGUUUCUUGGACGAGUCGUCUGAUCCAACACUGUUUAUGCCCGACACUGUUGGAGACAAAGCUGGCAAAGUAAUCAACAGUGUCACAAAUAUAUUUAAAAACGAGAAAGGUCCUUAUGUGGAGGAGCUCCUGCAGAGCCUACUUCAAAUGAUAGAGCAUCCCCAAACUCCUCCGUCGAGUGACGACAUGAACGUAACGGGUGGGACUAAUCGAGAGAGCUCGUCCAGAUACGUAGAGCAGCAGUGUGAGGACAUGUCUAACCAAGAGACCAAACCCUGGCACAAACCACCCUCCCUUGGAACCUCUGUCCAGAUAGACAGUUUGAUGGACCUUGUAGUGAUGCUGGCCACCAACGUUUACCAAGUGAACCCACUGCAGCUCACCACUCUCAUGCUGGUCAAGCUACUCGGCCAGGAGUCCAUUGAGUCUGUCGUUUACAAUUUCAUCGCUGGUAGAAUUGAUAUGAUGACUAACGAACAGAAGUUGAUUCAACUCAUUUACUUGUUCAGAGACAACCUAUUUUUCAACAAAGAUCCACCAAGAACACACGAGGAUAUUUGUGAGAGACUGAAAACUACCUUCCACUAUCUUGCUACUUACCCCAACCCCCUUGUGAUGCAUGCUGUUGGUGAGCAGAGAUACAGAGACGGAACCGCCAGGAUCAUCGAGGGCCUACAGUGCAGAGAACUAAACAAACAACUGUUCUUCAAGCUCCUUGAUAUUUUUAUUUUAGAAUUAUUUCCUGAGUUACAACAACAUGAUUGAAAUUUUAGUUCGUGAUUUAUUGUGUGACACAUGCAAAGUGUCUUUACUUUCAACAUAACAUUUUAAUUUUGUGUACUGUAUAAUAGACCUCCUUAUACAAUUUUGACAGUUGUGGUAAA
Messenger RNA from Halichondria panicea, 2822 nucleotides. Its product is annotated as sorting nexin-14-like. NCBI's taxonomy places the organism in Eukaryota, Metazoa, Porifera, Demospongiae, Suberitida, Halichondriidae. The transcript is spliced from 20 exons. Gene Ontology annotation, molecular function: phosphatidylinositol binding. Gene Ontology annotation, cellular component: intracellular membrane-bounded organelle. The coding region runs from base 49 to 2703 and encodes 884 amino acids. The record is from RefSeq and is a predicted model, not a curated record.